Gopherus flavomarginatus (Mexican gopher tortoise) is the source of this 534-nucleotide messenger RNA. Its product is annotated as gastrokine-1-like. Gene Ontology annotation, biological process: regulation of cell population proliferation. The transcript has 6 exons. NCBI's taxonomy places the organism in Eukaryota, Metazoa, Chordata, Testudines, Testudinidae. The coding region runs from base 1 to 534 and encodes 177 amino acids. The record is from RefSeq and is a predicted model, not a curated record.
AUGAAGACACUUAUUCUGCUUCUUGUCGUUCUGGGUGUCUUUAUGAAUCCAGUCUUUGCAAGUAAUAAUAUCCAGCUCAUAAAUCAGGGAAAUGAUGGGGGAACUGUCUACCAGACAGUGAACAUCAAUCAUGAUGUUAACGUUGCUACAUUCAACAUUUACUCCGGAGCACACUCCUCCAACGCAAUCUUCGACUACGACCAUGGUAUAAUUGCUUACCACAUGCCAUACAAGAAGAUAUGUGUUGUUUCCAGAAUGAACAGGGCAACCUUUCCAACUUUAAACCAACUUGAGGACAUGGUCAAUAAUCAAAGGGACCUGAAUUCCCUCCACAGAAGCUAUGGGAUAUCCCGCAACUAUGUCAGAAAUGUAGCUGGACUUGGGGCACCCAUCCAGGCAACAUGUGGAGGACUUUCCACCUACUGGGCUACUGAAUAUGGCAGACCACAAAAUUUACUUAGUGUUACUGGCUGCAUGGGUGUUAAAUUCUUCAUUCUGAAUGUGAACUUGUGUGGUGGCCUUAAGCUCUUCUAA